Messenger RNA from Scylla paramamosain (green mud crab), 1249 nucleotides. RefSeq names its product forkhead box protein O-like. The record is from RefSeq and is a predicted model, not a curated record. Bases 320 to 883 code for a protein of 187 amino acids. The transcript has a single exon. Gene Ontology annotation, biological process: regulation of transcription by RNA polymerase II. Gene Ontology annotation, cellular component: nucleus. NCBI's taxonomy places the organism in Eukaryota, Metazoa, Arthropoda, Malacostraca, Decapoda, Portunidae. Gene Ontology annotation, molecular function: DNA-binding transcription factor activity, RNA polymerase II-specific; RNA polymerase II cis-regulatory region sequence-specific DNA binding.
GGACAUUGUAAUUAUAAUUGAAACUUUUGCUGACUUCCUCUAUGUUUUCUCACGUCGCAAUACUCUUGUCUGAGAGUAGGAGAAUGAUUAGUAAUACUGCGUGGUGUCCGUGUCUAGUGUAGUUGUGCUAUGUGUCGUGUUAUGAAGGGCAACGACAUAGAGGGGACUUAGGGGGCCUGAACCUCCAUCCUUAGCCCUGGUUGUCUGUCUGCUGUCGUUAGUGUUUGUGUGCGUUUGUGUAUUUGGGGACUGGGAGGGACGAAAGAAACCUGUCCUGGCCACUGAGCGCCUCUGUCACUCUGCGGGACGCCUUAACUUCAUGGACUGUAAGGCGGAUGUCAUACCCCGGGGCCGCUGCAACACGUGGCCCCCGCCCCUUCAGGAUGACUUAUCCUCCUCACACUUCUUUCCCCCCGUGUCUCUCGCCUCCCACCACCCUGGCCAGCAGCAGCCAGUGGUGGGUGAGAGCGGCGGGUGCCCCAUGGACCCUCAGACUGCCGCGGUGCCUCCUAACGGCAACGCCAAGAAAGGCGUCAGCACUCGCAGGAAUGCUUGGGGCGGCAUGAGCUAUGCCGAUCUCAUCACGGCAGCGAUCUCGUCAACACCAGACGGGCGCCUCACCCUCGCUCAGAUCUACGACUGGGUGGUGGCCAACAUCCCUUACUUCAAAGACAAGGGCGACUCCAACUCCUCCGCCGGCUGGAAGGUAGGUAUGCCCCUGUCUCGGCGACGCGUGCUGCUCGCCGCCUCAAAGCAACGGAAUCACUAUGCACGCACCAAGGAGUCAGGGAGGUUAGGUUAUCACGAUCCACAAGUCAGUCCCUUCUUGUUUUGUCUUUAUUUAAGUCACACGACUGAGGCUUGCAGCUCUUGCGUCCACUGAUAGACAACAUAACACGAAAACACUUAGGCUCAUUAUUCGUAUUCUCGAGAGUUGCCUAAAAAAAAAAUCAUACAAAAAUGCAACAUCUGGAAGUAUAGUUAAUCCUCCGUGUAUCCGUUAUAACCAUGCUAUUUGAUGUUGAAGACUCAGCACUGUCCGGGUUAAGGGGGGUGACGGACUGUCCGUGACCGCUACCGGCGGGCGGCAGGCGGCCAGCUUCAUCCCAUCCCAAGCAGGGUGUCCGUCGCGGCGCUACAGCUUUGUCACGGCGAGCAGCUCCCCCGCGCGAGAUACCUAGGAAACACUACAAUGAUUUGCGUUCCCGAAAUAUGAUUAGAUUCACUCAUUUUACCUGCAAAGUAUAUA